UCGGAAUCGUUGCUUCGAUUCGUUCGUCGGUUAUUAGGAUCGAGCAUGAUUCUGUUUCUUAUCCUGUGAAUCGCUCUCUCAGAACUGGAAGUGGUUUCGCUCGGGACGGGGACGAAGUGCAUCGGGCGUUCUCUGCGGAGCCUCCACGGCGACGUCGUGAACGAUUCUCAUGCUGAGAUCAUCGCGCGGAGAGCUCUGAUGAGGUACUUGUAUGCUGAGAUCCAACGACUUAAGAUGUCUGACGGUGAUGAUGGAAACGGCCAUGGGAGCGACCGAUUUCGAUGCGGCGGUGAUGUUCGUGAUCGUGAAUCGCCGCUCGAGCCGAUCCCAGAAGGCCACGGCGAGGGGAAGUACAGAAUGAGGGUGGGUUGGCAAUUGCAUCUGUACAUAUCGCAGUUGCCAUGUAAUUCCUGGAAAUAGCUCAUGGCUUCCCCUACUAUGUUAUGGCGGAGUUGCUCCUCCCCCUCCCUGUUGCCUCAUAAAAUAUCUGCAAUGAUGGAAGAAAAUGAAGUCAAGGUACCAUCAAUGGUGGAAGACACGGGAAGAACGGUUUCAGAGGAUAUGUUGAAUAAACAUGGAGAUGAGUUACCAAUCGUUGCCUCUGUUCAGAGAAAGCCUGGACGUGGUGAUGCUACACUGUCAGUCUGUUGCUCAGAUAAGAUAGCAAGAUGGAACAUUGUUGGUGUUCAAGGUUCUUUGCUUUCCUACUUCCUCGAACCAGUUUACCUGUCUUCUGUGAUAGUUGGACGGUCUCCAAAUAAUUCUGAAGACAUUUUGGUGCAGAAUAAGUUGCAGCAUGCUCUAUAUGAAAGAUUAUCAUGCUUUCCACAAGAGCAAUUAAGUCCCUUCCGAUUGAACAAGCCAUUGUUCCUGGUGGGCCCAAUACCACUGGUGGAAUUCCAGCAUUGUGAGAGUGCUGCGGCGACUCUAACAUGCGGGUAUUCAUUAUGUUGGAACAAGUGCUUGCAUGAGGUUAUUCUUGGAACCACGGGAAGGAAACAAGGUACCUCUGCCAAGGGGGCACGCUAUCCAUCAACCGAGUCAUCUUUUUGCAAGAGGCAGUUAUUGGAGAUAUUCUUGUCACUCAAGCAUGAGGGCGCAGCCAAUGAGCCAUGCAAGGAGACUACUUAUCGAGAAUACAAGGAAGGAGCUCAGUCUUACAGGUCAGCUUCGAAGGCUCUAAAAGAUACACCCUUUUUAACAAUUGGCUGUUGAAACCACUCAAUCAUGAGGCUUUUACUAUCAUGAGAUAGUAUAUUGUCAAUGAUCAUAAGGUAUUCUUGCUUUGGUUAUCAUUUCAUUUUUCCUUUAACCAUACAUUUUUGUAAGAGAAUAUUUCUUUAGUGUUCAACUCAUUAUCAGGACUGUCCAGUUAAUCCAAAUAGUGACAAAAAUACUCUGAUUUACUGAAAAGUAGAGGUUAAGCAUUUAACUCCCUCCAUAACUAAUCUGGAUUCGCAUGAAACUGCUGAAAAAGUUUUCAAGUUUUGCACUCAGCUAUUCAUCUCAUAUACAAAUUGUAUGUCCCACCUUCUGAACAUGCAAUCCUGCGAAGUUUCUGGAGAUUUGUUAUGUGAUUACAUGUUUCCCCUUUUGUCGUCAUAGUGAAACAUCAACUUGUAGCCAAGUUGUCUUCAAAA
Molecule: messenger RNA, 1640 nt
Organism: Eucalyptus grandis
Lineage: Eukaryota; Viridiplantae; Streptophyta; Magnoliopsida; Myrtales; Myrtaceae
Product: tRNA-specific adenosine deaminase TAD1
Biological process (GO): RNA processing; adenosine to inosine editing
Cellular component (GO): nucleolus; cytoplasm
Molecular function (GO): double-stranded RNA adenosine deaminase activity; double-stranded RNA binding; tRNA-specific adenosine deaminase activity
Source: RefSeq, a predicted model, not a curated record